Messenger RNA from Helianthus annuus (common sunflower), 696 nucleotides. Its product is annotated as myb-related transcription factor, partner of profilin-like. The transcript has a single exon. Bases 1 to 696 code for a protein of 231 amino acids. The record is from RefSeq and is a predicted model, not a curated record. NCBI's taxonomy places the organism in Eukaryota, Viridiplantae, Streptophyta, Magnoliopsida, Asterales, Asteraceae.
AUGUAUUUCAGGGAAUUAAAGGACCAUGUAGGGAUUCUCAGUCAAGAUAACAAGUACCAGGACCAUGUAGGGAUUCUCAGUCAAGAUAACAUGAUGCCAGCAGAGCCAGCCAUCCCUGUACCUAUUCCAGUCCCUGCACCAGAUGCACCUCCCGAGCAUGUUCGCCUCAUACACUUCGCACCUAUCAUACCACCGACUGACCAUACUGAUGAGGCCGGACCAUCCGGACAUGCACACAUACCACCCAGUGUCGAGCCUCUCACUGCGCCAUACUCACCCCCUCAUGUUAUGCCUCUGGUGGAUCCAUAUCACCCACUGCAUUUCCCCGCUGCUACUACCGAGUUACGUGCCCGUGUGCUGACACUCGAGCAUCAGAUAGAUUUUGUUAUCCGUCGACUUAGUGAACUCGAGGAUGAACUUACUCAUCUCAUUGGUUUGGUACUUCAGGCUCCAGCACCAGCAGCCCAUUCACCACCUCAUGCUCCACCACCACCACCAGGGUCACCACCAUUACCCCCACUACCGCCCCAGAUGCCACCAGUGGAUAUACCACCAGUCGAUCUACCUGCCCGUGUUCUGGCGCUCGAGCAGCAGAGUGUGUUCCUUCAUCGUUUGGUGCUCGAUUUGGAGGGUAGGGUUUGUGAUGUUCACAGGCUAUUAUUCCCGAUUCCACCGCUAGUAUUCCCCCCACCAUAG